AUGCGGUGCCGUCGCACUUAUACUCUAGCUACUACUCACAUUUGCUCCCCUGCUUCUUUCUCUUCGACGCCGACUACCCUCCACAAUCGACCAUUACUUCAACUACAACAAAGAUGGCGAUCUACACAUCGAGGAGGUACAAGAACGGCACUCUUCUUCCCAGGCCAAGGCGUCCAGCGAGUGGGCAUGUUGACUCCAUGGCUCGAGGCCUUCCCUUCUACGGCAUCACAACUACGAGACGAGAUUGACGAGUAUAUGGGCUACAAGCUCUCCGACAUCAUCCAGAAUGGGCCUUCGAAGCUGCUUACUGAGACACCCAAUGCGCAGCCCGCCAUCAUGGCAACAUCCAUUUUCAUCUUGAGCAUUCUCGAACGUGAAUUCAACUUCAAGGUCACCGAUCACUUCGAUGUUACACUAGGCCACUCACUCGGCGAGUUCGCUGCCGUUGUAGCUGGCGGGUACAUCUCCUUCCAGGACAGUUUAAACCUAGUGCGCAAACGAGCAGAGGCCAUGUCCGAAGCUACGAAACAUGCGAUCGAAAAGUACGGCGGAGAAUACGGCAUGGUGGCGGUCAUUUCCCACCCAGAACACAUGGACAAACUGGUUGAAGCCAUCCGGGAGUUUGUCGGCAUUUCUGCUGAGGACCUGGCAGAUCUACCGCCUAUCGAGCAGGUGUUGAUAGCCAACAUAAACAGCAAGAACCAGAUCGUGCUGAGUGGAAAUAUAGAGCGGAUAAAGAUGCUCAUUGCUCACGUUCGUCAGUUCCUUGGCUACGACCCUCGCGCUGUACGUCUCAAGGCCGAUAGUCCUUUUCACAGCCCCAUCAUGAAACCCGCUGUCGCCGUGAUGCGCCAGCUCCUCGAAGAACCCAGCAAAGUGAAGGGUCGCGAAAAUGAGGACAUUGUAAAAUUCCCCGGGAAGUUGCCGAUCAUCAGCAAUGUGUCUGCGCGGCCAGUUUGCUGCAAAAAAGAGCUCAAGGAUUUACUGGCCCGCGGCUGCCUCGACACAGUACGCUGGUGGGACAGCAUCAGGUACUUGGACCAAGAGGCCCGUAUACGGCGAUGGGUUGGUGUUGGGCCGGGCAAGGUCGGUCGCAACCUUGUAGGCAAAGAAGUCGGUAUGCGCGGCAAAGAUCUAGUAAAGGGUGGAGGUGUGUGGGCCAUCACAGAUCCAUCAGAGGUCGAGGAGGUUCUAAGAGGACUUGAGGAUACCGCAGGUCUCAUGGAAGACGACGAAUACUCAGAGUGA
Fusarium coffeatum is the source of this 1248-nucleotide messenger RNA. RefSeq lists its product as uncharacterized. Bases 1 to 1248 code for a protein of 415 amino acids. The record is from RefSeq and is a predicted model, not a curated record. Gene Ontology annotation, molecular function: [acyl-carrier-protein] S-malonyltransferase activity. Lineage: Eukaryota; Fungi; Ascomycota; Sordariomycetes; Hypocreales; Nectriaceae. Gene Ontology annotation, cellular component: mitochondrion. Gene Ontology annotation, biological process: fatty acid biosynthetic process. The transcript has a single exon.